AAGGAAACGCGUUCGUUCUCUGACGCCUUCCUAUAUAUAUAUAUAUAUAUAUCCCCAAAUCCACCCCGGCCGGUUCCGGGCUGUCACCUAAUUCCAGCUCUCCUCUUCUUCCUCUCGCAAUGGGAGACGUGGUGGAAGCUCCAGCGCCGGACAUUCUCGGCGACCUAGAUCUCGACUGCCUCCUGGGGGGGUUCUCCGAUGAUCCGGCUCUCGAUCUCUCCCCCGAGCUGUGGAACUCGGAGCCAUCGCCGGAGGAAUCCAAGUUCGAGGGUUCCAUCAACUCCGGCCCCUCCGCCGAGCCCUGGAUCCCGUAUCCACCGUCGGAGUGGUCGGAUUCGCCGAAUUCCAUGUCUUCGUUCGUGAAUGAGAUCGAGAAGUUUCUCAUGGAGGAUGCCGAGGGAGGUGAAGAUGCCAUCGACGAUGAGUUCUUGGCGGGGUUCUUUUGUGAUGUAUCGGCGGACUCCGGGAGGAGCGAGGUUGCCAGCCCCGAGGCGGAGCCUGUGCGUGCUGUGGUGGAAAGCGAGGCGACGGAGAAAAGUGAGGCUUCGGCAGGGGUUGAUGUGGAAGACGACGAUCCGAUCAGCAAGAAACGGAGAAGGCAGAUAAGAAAUAGGGAUUCUGCCAUGAAAUCAAGGGAGAGGAAAAAGACGUACGUAAAGGAGCUGGAGAUGAAGAACAAGUACAUGGAAGCGGAGUGCCGGCGUCUCAAUUACGCCCUCCAGUGCUGUGCGGCGGAGAAUCUGGCACUCCACCAGCGCUUGCAGGCACGGACUCUCGGUGUUCCCGUGGCCAAACAGGAGUCUGCCGUACUCUUCGUGGAAUCCCUGCUGCUGGGUUCCCUGUUUUGGCUCGUGAGCAUCAUGUUCCUGUUCCUUGUGCCCGGCCUGGCCCAGCCAAGAAAGGUUGCAAGCAGACUGGGAAGAGGUCACGCUCAUCAGGAAAUGGUGGUGGCCCGAAGGGGAGCAAAUGAGAGAGUAGUAGAGACAUAUUUGGGAUGGGAUUUGUUUAUUAUGAGAAGGCGAUGCAGGGGUAGUAGGCGUAGGAUGAAAUUCUGUUUCUCCCUUUUGCGUGCUGUUUCUGCCUAGUAGGUCUUGGUACUAUUGCAUUAGACUCCUGUUUAGUUAAUAUAUUAAUAUCUAUGGUGUCUUACUUAUUUCUGAAUGGAACUAUGUACUUAUAUUUGGGCCCUA
Messenger RNA from Phoenix dactylifera (date palm), 1190 nucleotides. RefSeq names its product basic region/leucine zipper motif 60 (gene BZIP60). Gene Ontology annotation, molecular function: DNA-binding transcription factor activity. Gene Ontology annotation, biological process: regulation of DNA-templated transcription. Lineage: Eukaryota; Viridiplantae; Streptophyta; Magnoliopsida; Arecales; Arecaceae. The record is from RefSeq and is a predicted model, not a curated record.